AAAAAUUAAAUGUUUAUCAAUUAAAUAGAUUUAAGAUAGUUAAUUUUUUAUUUACUCAUUAAAUAUUUACUAACUUUUUUAAAAAAUCAUAUUAGGAUAUAAUCAAAUUGAUCUUACCCAUUUUUAAGUAUAAAUAUCUUCCUUGCAUGUUAAGAAUCUUUAAUUUCCUAAAAAAAAUAUUGUUUUAUUUUUAUUUUCUUAACUGUCACAAGCCCACAUGCCUCACAUGCAUUGUCAUCAUCUUUGACCAAUACAUAAGACCAAGGAAUUUUUAUUUAUUGCCUUAUAUCGUGACCAUUUACCCGUUUGAUUAUAAAUACUCUCACCUACUUUCCAAUUUAACGAUACCCUUAUCACAAACAACCAUAUUCAUACAACAAAAAUCCAUGGAAAUGGAGAAAAUGUACUUGUACCCAUCUCUUUUUGCAAUAAUAAUCUUCCUUUACAAAAUCCUAUGGCCCUCUAAAGAAAAGGACAAGAACCUCCCACCAAGUCCACCAUCAAGUCCUAUAUGGGGCCACCUACACCUACUCAAACCCCCUUUCCACAAAAUACUCUUAACCCUCUCAGAACGUUACGGUCCAAUCUUCUCCUUGCGUUUGGGUUUUCAGCCCCUUUUGGUUGUCUCUUCUCUAUCGGCCGUCGAGGAAUGCCUCAAUAGAAACGACAUUGUAUUUGCUGACCGACCUAAGUUCAUUGUGGGUGAAGUUUUAGGAUACAACUCUUCCAUCCUUAUAUGGUCUCCAUAUGGGGACCAUUGGAGGAAUCUCCGACGUAUUGGGGUCUUAACAAUGUUUUCUGUUCGUAAGCUUAAUGAAGCAAGCCCCACCCGAAAAGCUGAGAUCCAUAACAUGAUCUUAGAUCUUCUAACCGAGUCCGAGGGUGGGACCCAAAAAGUGAACUUAAAUAAAAUAUUUAAUAAGGUAGCGCACAACUUUGUGAUGUGGGUAGUAAAUGGGAAGCCAUGGGAUAACAUGGAUUUGACACCUCCUAGUUCUAUGACAAUGUGUGAUUUCUUUCCCAUUUUGAGGUGGGUAGGUUUUGGGGGGAUAGAGAAGAAUUUGAAAAAGCUUUGGAAGAAGAGAGAUGAGUAUUUACAAAAUUUGCUUGAUGAGUGUAGAGAAAGUAUUAGAAGAGGAUCAUCUUGUGGUGAAGAAGUUGUGACAAAAAAUUUAAUUGAACAAUUGCUAGACUUGCAGGAAGCGGAACCUGAUUGCUACACAGAUGAAUUUAUCAAAAGCUUCAUUUUGAUGCAACUGCUAUCCGGAUCAGAAACAACAAUUCAAACCUUGGAGUGGGCAAUGUCAAACCUCAUAAACAACCCAAAAAUCAUUGCAAAAGCAAGGGAAGAAAUUGAUCUAAUCGUAGGCAAAGGAAGACUCGUAAACGAAUCUGAUGUACCGAAAUUGAGCUACAUACGUUGGAUAAUGUAUGAGACUUUAAGACUUUUCCCACCUGCACCACUAUUAUUCCCACAUUACUCGUCCAAAGACUGCACUAUUGGAGGGUUCCAUGUAAAAAAAGGUACUAUGCUCUAUGUCAAUGCUUGGGCGAUACAAAGGGACCCUAGCCUAUGGGACGAGCCGAAUGUGUUUAAGCCAGAGAGAUUUGCUUAUGAGAUCGAGGGGUACAAGUUUUUGCCCUUUGGAAUUGGGAGGAGGUCUUGCCCGGGGAGCGCCUUUGCUAUUAGGAACAUCACUUUGACUUUGGCGACUCUUAUCCAAUGUUUUGAUUGGGAAGCACCUAAGGAUGGAUUAGUAGACUUGACCGUAAAGAGUGGUGUUAAUAUUGGUCCUAAGGAAAAGCCUUUAGAGGCAAUUUGCCACCUUAGGUAUUCAAUAGUGGAUGUCGUUGCGAAACUCAAAGUUAAUUAACUAUUUUUAGUUGGUUAAGAAAAAAAAAAGAAAAAAAAUAAUAAUUUUAAUUGUUAGCUAGUAAAAUUAAGGGGAUAAUUUUCAAGUUUGGAUGGAUGAUCCAUUUGCGUUUUAUAUUUUAUGACUUUAUUUAUAAGUUGUUGUAUACCCUUAAUUAAAUAGCAAGCUAAAACGUUUAUUCUACUUACCUUAUUACUCUUUAUUACUCAUUUCUAUGUUAUUAUGUAUUGUUUAAUAAAUUUAACUAUAUUUUAUACGCCAAGGGAAAGGGUUUGGUGUCCUCCUUAAAAGACCAUAAUAACUAUAUUGGCUUAUAAUACAAUGUUUAAUAAAAAAAAAAAAAAUCUAAUCUGCCAUCUUCUUUUACAAUUUAGUAACUUUCUAAAUCAAAUAUGUGUUUCUUUGUUUAAAAAUUUCCUAUUAUAAAUUUAACUGAAUAUGUUUUCCAAUCAACUAAAUUAAAAUUUUCCUUAUUAAAACAAGAUUAUAUUCUUCCAUGUAUGUAUAAAAAUAUUCUUGGGUAUAAUGUUUAUCCUUCUCUUAACUAAGAUCAUGUGCUCCAUUUAUUUAAUAUUAUGUUCGUAUU
Molecule: messenger RNA, 2460 nt
Organism: Chenopodium quinoa (quinoa)
Lineage: Eukaryota; Viridiplantae; Streptophyta; Magnoliopsida; Caryophyllales; Amaranthaceae
Product: cytochrome P450 81D11-like
Exons: 2
Coding region: 147-1874 (575 amino acids)
Molecular function (GO): heme binding; monooxygenase activity; iron ion binding
Source: RefSeq, a predicted model, not a curated record